This is a messenger RNA of Penaeus monodon (black tiger shrimp), 2899 nucleotides long. Its product is annotated as cyclin-dependent kinase-like 1. The coding region runs from base 1142 to 2089 and encodes 315 amino acids. The transcript is spliced from 6 exons. Gene Ontology annotation, biological process: protein phosphorylation. Gene Ontology annotation, cellular component: nucleus. NCBI's taxonomy places the organism in Eukaryota, Metazoa, Arthropoda, Malacostraca, Decapoda, Penaeidae. Gene Ontology annotation, molecular function: cyclin-dependent protein serine/threonine kinase activity; ATP binding. The record is from RefSeq and is a predicted model, not a curated record.
AGACCCAAGGGCCCAAGGCAGGGGUCAUGCAUAAGUGUUUUUAUUUCACUUUUCAAACAUUCCUUAAAAUAGCCACUGCAUGGCACACAUAAUAAGAUAUAAAUAGGACAGUACCCGGAGGCGAUAAAACAGCUGUUGUAUCAUCUGCGGGAAACAUCCGCUCGACUGUUAUCUUUCAUUUUAUAAAAAAAACAACUGUACAUCUGCCAGCAAUACACCGCGUAACCCAAAACACUUGGUAUUUACAUAACUUUUCUUUUUUUUAAAGAAAAACAACUGAACCUACUUUUUCUCCAGUCAAAUGAAGCAAUUAUUGAUUUUUCAUUUUAUUACGAAAAAGAUAAAAUGAUAAGAACAUAUAGAGAAACAUAAGUGUGAGAAAGAAAAUAAGAACAAAAACAAUCUGCCUAUUUGAUGGCCAUAGUUCCUGACCCUGAAUCCAGACAGACCGAGGGUUAUCGUGUCCAGAAAUGCGAGUCAGCUACCAACUCUAGUUUCCCCUCCCUCUCACCUUUUAAUAAUUCACAAGUAACAACACAAGCCACCAGACCCUCCGCAGUACAUUGAACUCUCACCCUCUUCUCCCCUCCCUCUUUUCCCCACUUUACAUCGCACCCCUGUGACCCCCCCUUUCCCUCCCUAUUGUCCACCUCCCCCCUCCCCGGCUCGCACAACUGUUUGUUUACGUUCGCGGAAAUCGUUCGUAUACGCGCAUUCGUCUGUGAGAGGAUUCGGCAGAUCGAGCGACGGACUAGCGCUCUGACGCGACAAGGACUAACACAGCCCGGGGAGAGACGCUGAAGCCACGUGCACUUUACUGUGUUUUGAUGGACCGUAAAAUCUCAUGGCAUCAAGCAAGACCCCGCGGCGGAACCUCGCCUUUCCGGGCCGUAGCCGCGCUGAGUCAUCGAGCCCAGACGGCCAAGAGAGAGGCAGACGAAGCGCGGGUGCCAUGACACACGCCACGUGGGGAACGGCAAGCGAGAGGCUAUGAACAGCCGCCAGAUGAUCGAACUCACUGAAUGUCUUCUGUAAAUUUCCCGAAUAAAGAGUCUUAGCAAGAAUAUAGAGGGUUUACGAGUACCUCUGAAGGCGGAGAGCCAGAAGUCUUCCUUGCACGUGUCUUCCAAAGGACUCCAACAUGACCUCCCUCCUCGGGCGCCCCGGCGAUAGGCGAUCCCGGGUGUCUUCGCGCCUGAUGGAGAAGUACGAGAAGCUGAGCAAGAUCGGAGAGGGCUCGUACGGCGUCGUCUACAAGUGCCGCAACCGAGAGACGGGGCAGCUGGUCGCCAUCAAGAAGUUCGUCGAGUCUGAGGACGACCCCCUCAUCAAGAAGAUCGCUCUCAGGGAGAUACGCAUGCUCAAGCAACUGAAGCAUCCCAACCUCAUCAAUCUCAUCGAGGUGUUCAGGAGGAAGAGGAAACUCCACCUCGUCUUUGAAUUCUGCGACCACACCGUCCUCAACGAGCUGGAGAAACACCCCAAAGGUAUCUUCUUAACGCCCCCUCCCCCCUCCCCCAUCCCCCCCAUCCCCACAGGUCCGGGCGAGAACUACACCGACUACGUGGCGACCCGCUGGUACCGCGCCCCCGAGCUCCUGGUGGGGGACACGCAGUACGGGCCGCCGGUGGACGUGUGGGCCAUCGGCUGCGUCAUGGCGGAGCUCGUGCGGGGGGAGGCGCUCUGGCCGGGGAAGUCGGAUGUCGAUCAGCUGUACCUCAUCAGGAAGACUCUAGGCGAUCUGCUCCCACAACACAUGCAGAUUUUUCGGAACAAUGAGUUUUUCCGCGGCAUGAGUGUGCCCGAACCGGAUACCAGGGAGUCCAUCGAUGCCAAGAUGCCCCGAGACUACCCGCCUGAAGGACUCGACUUUAUUAAGCUAAGCCUUGACCGAAGGCGGACGGCCAUCGACGCCGAACUCACGCACUGUUCCUUCCAGAACUCGAGCGUGUCGGGCUCCAUGCUGUUCCCGCAGUUGGCCGGCAGCACGCCCGCGGGCGGCGGCUCGCUGUCGACGGCGUCGUCGCCCGACAUGCGCCACCCGCACAACAGAGGCUCGCGCAACUUCGACCAUCUGCCUACCAUCUGACAGAAUGGCCUCGGGCUCUACCAGCCUCCAGCCCUGCCGCCCAACGUGGUGCCAACGGCCACGCCCCCGCUGGACCCCAAGGCUCCGAACGGCGUGGGCGUGCGGGGGAUCCCGAGGGCCGCAGCCUUCAGCCCGCCCAUGACGCUAGGGGCGCGCCAGCCCCCGCCCGUGCUGGACACUGCAGACCUGUACGCCAUCCUGUACCGCAAAUACAAUUCAUCUUAGGUUUUGAGUGUGUUAAAUAAAAAUAUAUACAUAUCUAUACAUAACUUGACCAAACGAACCUCUGAAGUAGCUUUAACCAAUCACACGUCUGACGAAGCGACGGCGCCGCGCCUCAGGGCUGGGGAGGCGCGCCUGCCUCGGCCCGGAGCGGCGCCCCGCAGCCCGGGAGAGCACGAGUGUCGAGGACUGAGCAACUGGAAGACCCGAGGACUGGCCUGACUCGCUGCCUAAUGUCGCUUGCAUUAGGGAACCUGUUUGAGUUGACGCCAACGCUUUCCUUUGGACUCUGUGGAGGUUCUCCGUUUUUAGCGUCCUUAUGAAAUAGAUUUGCCUGUUUAACUGCAGCGAUGUACCUUUAGGUGAUCACAAUUAGUUAGUGAUAAGGUGAGAUUUUAUUAGAUGUUUUAUUCCAAAAAGGGAGAGACAAAAAGGGAAAUGAUGUAAUUCAUGUACAUAAGAAAAUGACCGUCCAAGUCUGUGAUCUGAGAGCUCUACCGCUUCUCAUAGUCUAGGAAAUUGCCUGUAUUAACCUUUUCUUUUCUUUUCCUCCAGUGUGUAUGUGGAUAGACAUCAAAACAUGCCACA